Messenger RNA from Sinocyclocheilus anshuiensis, 3258 nucleotides. Its product is annotated as sorting nexin-1-like. Gene Ontology annotation, molecular function: phosphatidylinositol binding. Gene Ontology annotation, biological process: early endosome to Golgi transport. The coding region runs from base 1 to 2064 and encodes 687 amino acids. The record is from RefSeq and is a predicted model, not a curated record. NCBI's taxonomy places the organism in Eukaryota, Metazoa, Chordata, Actinopteri, Cypriniformes, Cyprinidae. Gene Ontology annotation, cellular component: endosome membrane; endosome. The transcript is spliced from 15 exons.
AUGGCGGCCAGCUCGGAGCGCAGUCCUCCGCCUUUCCCGGACUCAGAGGAGCCCGAGCUGCUGGAGGACAGCGACGAGGAAGCGGAUGCGUUCACCGGCACGUCAAUUUCUGAGAUGGAUUCUCCGUCACCGGACUCAACCAGACCUCCUAAAGACAUCUUCAACGAGCCACCAGAAGACAUCUUCAGCGAUCCUCUUAGCAACAUUAACUCUGAACCCCAGAAGAAAGUAGACGCCAAGAUCCCUUCUCCUAGUAGCGAUGAGGCCGUCGACCUGUUCAGCGACCCGCUGGACGAUGAUAGCGAAGUAAUGAGUUCACCUGAGGUCCAGAAUCCCAUGCCAGAUCUCUUGAACGAGCCUGUAGAAGCGCCAAAGUCUGAUGUCCUCGGUGAACCACCAGUGCACAGAAACGCAGCCCGACAUCAGGAUGUUUUUGAAGACCCUCCGAAGAGCAGCAGCAAAAGCUCUUCCGUCAAGAAAGCAGCGAGUGCGGAGAUGUUCGGUGACGACGAUGAUGAGGAGGAUCUGUUUAAGGAGCCGCCAAAAGUUGUGACGAAGAAGCCUCAGCCCUCGGGACCACCUGUUGAUGUUUUCACAGAGGUGAAAUCAGACGUGAAGGUCAAGCCACAGGUUAAAGACGACCCCACGGAUCUGUUCGCUGAGGAAGCCUUGACGGCACCUGCCCCCAAACCCUCCUCCGGCAGCAGCAGCUCCAGGACCAACGGGGUUCACUCUGAGGAGCAGGAUCUCUUCUCAGAAGCUACAGUGGAGUUGUCUCUGGACAGUCCUUGUAAUGACCGCAAGAACAAAGAAGCUGUGAAACCGUCAGUAUCGGCUCCUGCCGCCCCUGUAGCCAGCAGCUCCAGCAAAGCUCCGUCCAAAUCCCUGGAGGAGCUUGAGGAAGAGGAAAGUGAGGACAAGUUUGAUCUGAACAUUUCUAUCACGAAUCCAGAGAAAGUCGGUGAUGGUAUGAACGCUUAUAUGGCCUACAAAGUUUCAACACAGACGUCUUUAACCAUGUUCCGUAGCAAGACGUUUACCGUUCGCAGACGUUUCAGUGAUUUCCUGGGAUUGUUCGAAAAGCUCUCGGAGAAACACUCACAGAAUGGAUACCUCAUACCUCCACCGCCAGAGAAGAGCAUCCUGGGUAUGACAAAAGUCAAAGUCGGGAAGGAGGACCCAUCGUCAGCAGAGUUUGUGGAGCGGAGGAGGGCUGCUCUUGAGAGGUAUCUUCAGAGGGUUGUGAGUCACCCGUCUCUACUGCAGGACCCUGAUGUGAGAGAGUUUUUGGAGAAAGAGGAGUUACCCAGAGCAGUCAGCACACAGGCUCUGAGUGGAGCCGGCUUCCUUAAAAUGCUAAACAAAGCCACGGAUGCUGUGAGUAAGAUGACCAUCAAGAUGAAUGAACAGGAUGUGUGGUUUGACGAGAAGAUCCAGGAUGUAGAAAAUGAAGAGCAGCAUUUGCGGAAACUUCACGUCAUGGUGGAAUCGCUUGUCAAUCACAGAAAAGAGUUGUCUGGGAACACGGCUGUGUUUGCGAAGAGCGUGGCAAUGUUGGGCAGCUCGGAGGACAACACGGCUCUGUCGCGAGCUCUGUCUCAGCUGGCCGAGGUGGAAGAUCGAAUCGAGCAGCUCCAUCAGGAACAGGCCUCCAACGACUUCUUCACCUUCUCAGAGCUGCUGGCGGAUUAUAUACGUCUGCUGGGAGCCGUCAGGGGGUGUUUUGAUCAGAGAAUGAAAGCAUGGCAGCGCUGGCAGGACGCUGAGAACAUGCUGCAGAAGAAAAGAGAGGCCGAGGCCAAACUCCUGUGGGCCAACAAACCUGACAAACUCCAGCAGGCCAAGGAUGAGAUCACUGAGUGGGAAGCAAAAGUCACGCAGUAUGAGAGAGAAUUUGAGAGAAUCUCAGCCACCGUACGGAAAGAAGUCAUCCGAUUUGAUAAAGAGAAAGCUCGAGAUUUUAAUAGACAAGUCAUCAAAUAUCUAGAGUCUCUGCUGCACUCACAACAACAGCUGAUAAAAUACUGGGACGCGUUUCUGCCAGAGGCGAAAGCGAUCGUGUGAGGCGGCGUCUGCGCACAAACACAAACUCACCGAUAACCGAGGCCUUUCUACACUCUUUACCUCUCGCCUAUAAACCAAGAGAAAUCGCGCUGCAAAGGGAAAUCGUCUAUCCGGCCGCUCGUUACUCUGAUUUAGUUAGUAACUUGUAUAUUUUCUGUGUAAUCUUCACCGUUAUUUUCUUACAUUGCAUCUUUAUUGUUUUGGGGAUGUGAAUGCAUGUGGUGGCUGGUUGUCUUCCUCGUCUAUAUGCAACCAAACCUCUUUCACUUGGAUUUGUUACUCGUCAGUGGUGAUGUCAAUGGUUUACACUAGAGGGCGCUCGCCGAUCAUUCAUAUACUCGCGCUCUAAGAAACUUCCCAUCAGGCCAUUUGUGUGACCUGUCAAGAAGUUUGUACCAAUUAAGGAGGGUUUUCAGAGACUAAUAGUGACCUUGUUUGUUUUAGACGUCCAGAAUAUUGGUAUAUACACUUUUAAACACCAUGAUGACAUUGUAUUUUGCAAGUAAAAGAGGUUGUAAUACAGUUAUUAGGGAAUGUUGAAAUAUAAUGACUGAAACUGGCUGGAUGCAGUGGAAAUGACAGGAACUGUAUAUGUCAACACUUCUACUCAUUGAUCAGCCUGAUAGAAAUUCAUCAGUGAUUUUUUUUUUCUUUUUUUUUCCAAAGGAUCAUUUUAAAUCUUCUAUAGAUUUAGGAUCAUGUUUCUAUGUACAGUGCGCAAACGCACUCCUAAUGUGUUUAAUAUCAAUAUCAGAUCUCUUUAACCUGGUCAAAUAGGAAGCCCAAAGCACUUCAGUCUUAAAGUUGGUUUUCUUUGUUAAUUAUUUCAUUCCUUUUCUCUUCAUUUACUUAAUUUUAAGUUUUCAUUUGUAGACAUUUAUGCCAACAUGUUAUUUUGUGUCAAACCAUAUUUGUUAUCCACUCGAAUCUGUCAUGUUAUAAUAAUUAAUAACCUUUUGCUAUGCUACUAAUAAUGAUUAAAUUGUUUCUACAUCAGAUUUUUUUUUUUUUUUAUACAUUUUGCUGCUGUUAGAUUCAUUGUCAUUCAUAGCGUUUUGUUGUUUGUUUGUUUAUUAGUUUGCUUCAUGAAUGAUAUUUUGGGCCCUGCUGUAAUGACACUUUGAACAGACAUCAACAGGUUCAACUUCACCGUUAGGUGCCAUAAUAAUCAAAAGUUUGUUUAUUAGAAAAAUG